CUGAGUAUUAUGGUUUUGGUUUUCACAAGCUGUUGUUCCUUUGUGGAGCAAGAGACGAAGAGACGAAAACAACUUGCAGGCUUGGAGUAGACAACGGCAGUCUUUGGAAUCCCCACUGAGAUGGCGAUGCCGUGCUACGACCACUUAACGCGGACUGGACUCCAUGGACGUCCCGCAUAUGCACAGUUGAUAUCACUUGGCGUCUUCCUCAGUGUUUCAUUCACCUUUGGUGCUCUACCCGAUUUCACUUGUUACAACGUCAGCCCUGUUCUGGCGAGUAAUCACAUCAUCGGUGGAUACAAGAGUGGAAGUGACAUCAAUGCCGGAGUCUCCUUUGAGCGAGUACUAGACACGGGCGGUGGAGAGACCCUACCUACCGGAAGUUACUCAACUGAUGAGAGACCUGAUAUCAAUCUGUACGCUGGCAAGUACACCAUGCCAUCGGCUGCUGGAGACACCAGGAUUGGUGUCUACAAUUGUAUAUUCGACCAACCGAGCACCAAUAUUACUACAAUCAUAUUGCCUGCUAAUGGUGACAUUCAACCACAAUCACCGACUGUGACAACCAGUGUUGGUGAAAAUGUGACACUGACAGUGACCUUCAGUGCUAGCGUGGCAGUGAGUGAUCUACGAUGGAAGCACAAUGGUCAUGACGUCACUGAGUGGAAUGGCCAAUCAGCGGUCACCAUCAAUGAUGCCGAUGCUAUCAAUGCUGGUAUCUAUGAAUGCUACCAAGAUGGAAAUUGGGCUGCUCAGAAGCACGCCUUGAUGAAACUAAUUGUUAGAGAAUGUCCUGUCAAUAAAUGGGGGUCGUCAUGCGAUGGCAACUGUCCAGUGUGUCACAAUGGUGGUAUGUGUGACGAUAGAAGUGGCAAAUGCCUUUGUGCGCCUGGGUUUACUGGCGACUUCUGUGAAAUAUUGUUUGGAAAGAACCGGUUCGGGCAUGAUUGCGGUAUCACGUGCUCUCAGCGUAACAUAGAUGGUUGUCGAGGAAACCUGAUGUGUCUCCAAGAUCCCUUCGGAUGUACAUGUGCUGCUGGUUUCACUGGCUUGGACUGUCGAUCACCUUGUGUGGACGGGUACUUUGGUGCUGGUUGUAGCCACCAAUGUCACUGCGAUGGUGCCGCAGUGUGUGACAAAGGUACUGGGACAUGCCCGUCUGGUGUGCCGUGUGAAGAGGGCUACAGAGGAGAAAACUGCCAAAAUUCUUGUCAACCGGGUGAAAUUGGAGUCGAUGCUUGUGUCACGUGUCCAGUUCCCAUUGCGGUGAAGAACUUUAACAUUACAGUGUCAAGUACCACCACAAGGCAGCUGGCAUGGUCUGCCGCGUCCAAUAUGUGCCCUGUGAGUAACUAUAGCAUUCAACAUGAGCUGGUGAAUCAGGAUCAAUGCCAACCGGCCUCUGGUAACUACAUUGACGUAGCGACUGUCGAUACACAGUCCUCUUCCUACACAUGGCAAGUACCAAACGAUGAUGAUCCCCAGUAUCUGCCGUACUCCACGUACAAGAUCCGUGUGCGGGCCAAGAACGAGGCUGGCCUUGGUCAGUUUGAAGGCGUCACCUUUGACGAGUUCACCACGGCUGAAGGACGACCACACGCCCCUCCAGAUAAUGUCGAAUUCUUCAAUUCCACCGAUGACAGUGUCAGCUUCCAGUGGGAUGAAGUGCCGUGCGGCAGCAGAGGUGGCCUUGUCACUCUUUACAUAUUCGACUUAUCCACUACAAAUGAUGUCCAGCCGCGUCGCUCGUCUUAUGAAAUGUCUGUGCGUAUUGAUGACGCCAUUCUGCCCUGCACUGACUACACUUUGCAGGUCGCAGCUCUAACAACGUAUGGUCCUGGACCGUACAGUAACCGCACAUCAGUGACCACGUCCUCACGAGGUAACUUUGGCCCAAACGCGCACGGCCCAGUAGAGAAUCUUAACACCAGUGCCGGACCAGCACCCGACGAAUUGCAAGUUAGUUGGGACGCGCCAGAUACCAGUCGCAACCCCUGCAGUAUUGAGUUCAUUGUAGAAUAUGAGUUGAUAACGAGAGACCAGUGCGAGACGCUUAGCUCACCGAGGCGUGUACCCUAUGGCUUAGGCGGAGACACAGGCCUCAUCAUCGCCGGACUGGAAGCACACUCGACGUACAAGGUGUAUGUGAGAACUAGCAACGAGGCAGGUGAAAGCGACGAGAAAUCAAUCCAAAGCAUUACAUCUUCUAAAGCACCACAAGCCCCUCCAAGUAAUGUCGAAUUCUUCAAUUCAACCGAUGAAAGUGUGAGUUUCCAAUGGGAUGAAGUAUCCUGUGGCAGCAGAGGUGGGGUUGUUAGUUUAUACAUGUUCAACUUAUCCACUGCAUUUGAUUUCAUGAGUGGCUCGUCUUAUGAAAUGUCUGUGCGUAUUGAUGACGCCAUUCUGCCCUGCACUGACUACACUUUGCAGGUCGCAGCUCUAACAACGUAUGGUCCUGGACCGUACAGUAACCGCACAUCAGUGACCACAUCCACACGAGCGCACGGCCCAGUAGAGAAUCUUAACACCAGUGCCGGACCAGCACCAGACGAAUUGCAAGUUAGUUGGGACGCGCCAGAUACCAGCCGCAACCCCUGCAGUAUUGAGUUCAUUGUAGAAUAUGAGUUGAUAACGAGAGACCAGUGCGAGACGCUUAGCUCACCGAGGCGUGUACCCUAUGGCUUAGGCGGAGACACAGGCCUCAUCAUCGGUGGACUGGAAGCACACUCGACGUACAAGGUGUAUGUGAGAACUAGCAACGAGGCAGGUGAAAGCGACGAGAAAUCAAUCCAAAGCAUUACAUCUUCUAAAGAACCAACCAAAGCCCCUGCUGAUUUUACAUCCACGAAUCAGACGAAAACCAGCAUUCGACUCGCAUGGGGUGAGAUACCGUGCGGUGAGAGAAAUGCAGACAUUGUAGGAUAUUCGUUGGACUACCGGGUGUUGGAGAAACCAUACAAUAAGACAUUUAAGCCAAGUGCAUCAUUCACUCCAGUCGACAUCUCGGAAUCUGCAAUGCUUCAUACUGUGACCGGUUUGGAGCCGUCGACAAAAUACGAAUUCCGACUUGCUGGAGUGGCAAGACUGGACGUGGAUACACCUGGUCCUUAUGGAGUCCUAGAUAUAAACACAGCAGUAGAAACAGAUAUUAAGCCACCAGCAGAACCCUCCGUGGAAUCAUCGUUAACGACUUCAUCCACGGUCACCAUUACGUUAUCACCGCCCGCUGUGUCAACGUACAUCACUGAUUUUCAGAUCAGCGUUCAGCCGGUCGGGCAAGCAAGUGACGUACCAGUGCGAGCGGGUCUUCGCCAUUACGGACCGAGUAGUGCAGUGUCACUAGACAACAGGUACGUGACUGCAGAAUUCAGCAAAGAGGACUUACCGGAUACCUUCACCGUGGGAGAUAACGGGACCUACGGCGGAUAUCGCAAUCUACCCUUGCAAGCUGAGACCGCGUAUGAUAUAUACCUUGGGUCAGUCAGUAGCACUUCUGACACGGAGACUGUUGUUUUCCGGGAAGAACCGCUAAGAGUCAAAGUGGCUGGAAGUAAUUUCGGAAACAACGAUAGUCAAGGCGGUUUCCCUGUGGCUGCGUUGGUAGUUCCCUUCCUGCUCAUCAUCUUAGUGGGAUUAGCCGUUGGAGUAAUCUUUAUAAGACGACGAGCAAGAAAACAGACAUUGAGCUCGGAUGGUAUCAACUUGGAUUCGAGUAAUGAUCUAAAAGACAUCAAUCUCGGCACGUUUAAUGCGGCAGAGGAGAUCUGUAAUUCGGAAGAGGCCGCAUCUAUACCUAGCGUUCCUUCACAGUCGCUUGUCGUCGCGGCCAAACCUAAGCCUACCCAGCGGAAGAGGCAAGCGUCUCACCAGCCCGUGGCCCUGGCUGACUUUGAGGACUAUGUUUGGAAGAAGAAGCAUGACUUGCAUGGGGACGCAAAUGGAUUUCUCAGAGAUUAUAAGAGUUUGCCGGAUGGGACUCUCAACCCCAGUUCCGUAGCAAGACACGAGCAGAACAGAGCAAAGAACCGCUACGCCAACAUUAUUCCUUACGACGAUUAUCGUGUCGUACUUGAAGAACUACCAGAUGACCCGUACUCGGAUUACGUGAACGCAAGUUACAUUGACGGUUUCAAUGAAGCAAACAGGUACAUUGCAAGUCAAGGUCCAAACAAGGCCUCUGUGACUGACAUGUGGCGCAUGGUUUGGCAGAAAAACACGUCUAAGAUCGUUAUGUUGACCAACCUACUGGAAGGCGUCAAGAGUAAGUGUGCUCAAUACUGGCCAGAUGACACAGCAACCUACGGGCAGCUGACGGUUAGACUACAGGCAGAGGAGAGACAUGUAGACUACACCAUACGCGAUUUUAAACUACAAAAAGAGGGUCAGUCUACCAGAAAUGUGCGUCAGUACCACUUCACGUCGUGGCCGGAUAUGGGUGUACCUUACGACCCAAGUAAGGUCAUCAGCUUCGUCAAAAUGGUCAAGGCGUACAGCUCCAAAGACACCGGACCAAUGGUUGUACAUUGCAGUGCUGGAGUUGGCCGUACUGGAGCCUACAUCGUACUCGACGCCAUGCUGGAUCAAGCCAGGAUAGAGGGCAAAGUUGACAUCUGGAACUUCGCUCGUAGAAUGAGAGACAGAAGAAUGAAAAUGAUUCAAACAGCCGCACAGUAUGAGUUCGUAUUUGAUGCUUUGUUAGAAGAAUUCAAAUAUGGCGGCACGUCCAUACAAGCAGAUGCCUUUCGCAGCGAACUAGCUGGCCUAAAGAAGACCAAUUCAAAUCGGACGACUGGGCUUCAAGAACAGUUUGAGAAACUCACUCGUCUGUCCAGUAUUGUGAGUUCAGACCAAUGUCUAGGAGGUCGGGAUCCGAAGAACGUUGGAAAGAAUAGAUUCCCAGACAAGUUACCAGUGGACCGUUUUAGACCUCGUCUGAUGACCGAAGGAGGAGAUGGAAGCACUGACUACAUCAAUGCAUGUUUUCUGAGUAGUCACAGCGCUAAGGGUGCGUACAUAGCGACCCAGAUGCCCCUACCAGGGACCGUCGGUGACUUGUGGCGAAUGGUCUAUGAUUACAACUGCUCAUGCAUCGUUAUGCUAAACAACUUGGACGACAAGGAUCCGACCUUCGGCAAGUAUUGGACCGAUGCGGGAUCCCUGACAUGUCCUCCGCUAGAUGUAAGCCUGGAGUCGACCGAGAAAAUGCCAAACAACAUUACGGUGCGCUAUCUGACCCUCACCAAUGCUAAAACCAAGGUAUCCCGAAUGUUAUGCCAUCUUCAACUGCCUGACUGGCCUAGUGGCAGGGUACCAGCGUCUCCAGUGACCGUCUUGCAGUUGGUUGCAGCGCUACGGGAAUGGCAGUGCGACCACACAGAAACAAGAAUUGUCAUCCACUGCAUUGACGGUGAGGGCGCUAGUGGCACAUUCUGUGCGCUUCUUAACAUCUUGGAGAAACUGAAAGACGAGAACGUUGUAGACGUCUUUCAUGCCGUGAGGAAGCUCAGAGAAGCUCGGCCCGGCAUGGUUCAGUCACUGGAGGAGUAUACAUUCCUGUAUGAUGCAGUGAGGACGCAUAUGGAGAGCGACAUUGUCUAUGAAAAUGUCCAGGCUGCUUCCAUCCAUGUAAGCUGCACAAGUCAAGUAUAGUGCCCCGUGUUGGCAAAUCUGGCUAUUCCAACGCCGAUCCACAACCGGUUGUUUUAAAUCUGUUUUUUUUUUUAUAUGAAUUAAACCCCUGAAGAGAAUCCACAAAACUGGCACCUUGUUUUAUUCAGUCUGGCUUUUAAACCAGGUCGUCUCUGCACAUACUGUGCCAUAUGAUUGAUAUUACUUUCAGAAACCUAGCCUCGUGUACCAUACUACCGUUACCAAAACCAUCGCCUUCCAAUACCAGUUGCAUCGCUAGCUGUAAAUAUAAUGAAACGUAUAUCAAUUGUAUUGAAACAAUUGCAUCGGUACUCACUCAGGAGUUUCAGAAUUUUAAACAUUAUCUUGUUUCUUCCAUGUUAUACUUUUCUUCCUACUCAAAAAUACAUUGCCUUAAAUUUAACAAUUAGUGCAGUCCGUUAUAGAAUAUUAUCUCAUUGUAAUGACUUAAAAAAAAACAAGUGAAAUAACUUGAAUGACAUUUGAGCAAAUACUUCUGCGCAAAAAAUGCUGCAUUUAUUCAGCAUAACCAUACACAUAUCUGUGCCAAUUUCGUCAGAGUCCAGAAGUGUGGCUCCUGGAAAAUACGAUAUGAAAAUUAAUCAAAUGAAAUAAUAGAUACCUAAAUUAAGUGUGAAAUUUAUAGCCUAUAUUUGAUGAAAUCAUUGGAUUUGGCUUCCGGCUGCUUGCGUUAUAAAGAACAUAGUGCUUUGUGUCUAUGUCGGAUUUAUCAACAGAAUGCCCAACCCGAGAUUUGGGAAUAUCUAAUUUAUAUUAAUUUAAACUCUCCCCUUUCACGACGGAUUGUGUACUUGCGUACUUUUGCAGAUUUUCUGCUUAUAUCCUUAAGAGAGCCAGGUAUCUUUUUAGGAAUCAGGCUAAAAUUGAGAAAUAAGUUUUCGUAUUAAAUAAAAGUACAUGAUUGUAUUCAAA
This is a messenger RNA of Patiria miniata (bat star), 6582 nucleotides long. RefSeq names its product receptor-type tyrosine-protein phosphatase T-like. Gene Ontology annotation, biological process: protein dephosphorylation. The transcript has 36 exons. The coding region runs from base 121 to 5649 and encodes 1842 amino acids. The record is from RefSeq and is a predicted model, not a curated record. Gene Ontology annotation, molecular function: protein binding; protein tyrosine phosphatase activity. Lineage: Eukaryota; Metazoa; Echinodermata; Asteroidea; Valvatida; Asterinidae.